This is a messenger RNA of Triticum turgidum subsp. durum (durum wheat), 2496 nucleotides long. The record is from the annotation of a GenBank genome assembly. NCBI's taxonomy places the organism in Eukaryota, Viridiplantae, Streptophyta, Magnoliopsida, Poales, Poaceae.
AUGGCGGUGGACAAGCCCGGCGGCGGCGGCGGCGGCGGCGGCGGGGCCUCGUCCUCCACGUCCUCGCCCGCCUCCACCACGGACCGCUUCCUCAAGAUCGUGCUCAGCUGGGACUACCUCCGCAUCGUCGCCGACUCCAAGGGCGCGGACAAGGCCAAGGGGCUGCAGCACGUGAAGAACAGCUACGCCUCCGUGGACGAGUACUUGGGCGUCUUCGAGCCGCUGCUCUUCGAGGAGGUCAAGGCGCAGAUCCUCCAGGGCCGCCGCAACGAGGAGGAGGAGGAGGAGGAUGAGGUUGGGCUGGACUGGCAGAGAGCGGCGGUGGCAUCAUGUGCAGAGUCCGAGGGUUUCCACAAGUUGUCCAUGGUGGUGUCCGAUGGCCUCCGCGACAGUGUGUGUGAGAAUGACCUCCUCCUGCUCUCCAAAGAGAAAUUUGAGGAGGGAGUGAAUCCUACGGCAUAUGCCUUUGCCGUGGUGGAACAGCGAGGUGGUAAAGAUAACCUCUCUCUUAAAACAUUUGUGGCGGGGGAAAUCAAAAAUCUAAAUGUUGCACGGCCUGUGAAGUCUUCAAGGCUGCAGCGCUUUGCUUCCAUUUUGUCAACACAAAAUAGCUUUCUGUGGGUUUUAAAGAUGUGCAGCUUAUCUACCAUACUGCGAGAGUACUCUGGAAUGCACUCUGUAGCUUCACAUCCUUUUAAGGAUUUGAUUCUUUCAGCUUCUGAGAACAACAGAGAUGGAGAUGAUCAAAAGCGUGCUUGGAAUGUACCUCAGCCACUUAUGGAUUACCUGAAAACAAAUCUUAAUGGUUCACAGCUAGAUGCAGUUAAUGCAGGUCUUUCGCGCAGAUCCUUUGUCCUUAUUCAGGGCCCACCAGGAACUGGAAAAACACAAACGAUCCUUGGACUUCUCAGUGCUGUUCUCCAUUCCGCUCCUGCGAGAAUGCAGACUAGAGGAGGGUUUGAUGUUCAAAAGCAUGGGCCAGAGCUGGACAUAGAGAGCAAGCAUGCAAACUGGAUGAAAGCAUCUCCAUGGCUAAUUGGUGCAAAUCCUCGAGAUUUGAUUAUGCCUAUCGAUGGUGAUGAUGGUUUUUAUCCUACUGGGAAUGAUCUGAAACCUGAAGUCAUAAGUUCCAAUCGCAAGUAUCGUGCCCACGUGUUGGUCUGUGCUCCAUCCAACUCAGCACUUGAUGAGAUUGUAUUGCGUGUUCUUCAAACAGGAAUACGUGAUGAAAAUAACAACACUUAUAAUCCCAAGAUUGUGCGUAUUGGACUAAAGGCGCAUCAUUCUGUCAAAGCAGUUUCCAUGGAUUACCUUAUACAACAAAAAAAUUCUGGGGUGGCAUCAGAUGGCGGGAGACGAGGAGCUGGUGAAUACGAUCGGAUUAGAGCUUCACUUCUUGACGAAGCAGCUAUUGUGUUUUCUACCCUCAGUUUCAGUGGAUCGGCCAUUUUCACCAGGAUGACUCGUGCUUUUGAUGUUGUUAUAAUUGAUGAAGCCGCGCAAGCUGUAGAACCAGCGACUCUUGUGCCCCUGGUUCAUGGAUGCAGACAAGUUUUUCUUGUUGGUGACCCAGUUCAGUUGCCUGCAACUGUAAUGUCAAAGACUGCUCAGAACUUAGGUUAUCGAACAAGUUUGUUCCAGAGAUUUCAAGCUGCUGGUUUUCCCGUGCAAAUGCUCAAAAUUCAGUAUCGUAUGCAUCCAGAGAUUAGUGUAUUCCCUUCAAAAGAAUUCUAUGAAGGCAUCCUAGAAGAUGGGGAAGGGCUCAACAAAAAACGUCCAUGGCAUUCCUACAGCUGCUUUGGACCAUUUUGCUUCUUUGAUGUUGAUGGGGUUGAAUCUCAGCUGUCUGGAAGUGGUUCGACGGUGAAUGAGGAUGAAGUGGAAUUCAUAACCCUCCUAUAUCACCAAUUGGCCAUGCGCUAUCCAGAACUCAAAUCUAGUUCUCAAGUAGCUGUUAUAUCACCAUACAGGGGUCAGGUGAAACUCUUGAAGGACCAUUUCCGGUCGACCUUUGGCGACCAAUCAAAGGAAGUUAUAGAUGUAAACACCGUUGAUGGAUUCCAGGGCCGUGAAAAGGAGCUUGUCAUUUUUUCAUGUGUUCGAUGCAAUAAGGAGCAAAAUAUUGGGUUUGUUUCUGAUUUUCGGCGAAUGAAUGUUGCCAUCACCAGAGCUAGAUCUGCUGUACUAGUAAUAGGUUCCGCUUCAACAUUGAAGAAAGAUAAACACUGGACCAACCUUGUUGAGAGUGCCAAAGAGCGAAACCGUUAUUUCAAGGUGACAAAGCCAUUCACUGCGUUCUUCGCCGAGGAUAGUUUCAAAACCAUGAAGGUGGAAAGACCUGUUCCAGACGCGAGGAUAUCACAGGCAGUAGAAGCCAUCAAUGAAGUAGUUGCAAGGCAAGAAGUGAUGGACGCCGACGAUGCUGGUGACAAUCAAGCGGAUGGAGAUGAUUAUGACGCCAUGGAGGCUGACGAUGGAGGCGGUGGUGAUGAUUGA